AUGGGAGCAGAACUGAAGAUUGCGUACGCAGGCGGCAGAGUCGGGCGAGUCGCGCGCCACUUCGAGGACCAAACGGCUUCGGGUGUCGUCUACAAGUGCGCUGAGGACGCGUGCAUUGCCGUCAAGAACGAAGAGGUCGACCUCGCCGUGGUUCCCAUCGAGACGUCCACGCUCGGCACCAUCCACAUGAAUUACGACUUGCUGCUCAAGCACAACCUGUAUGUGAUUGCCGAGUACGACCUGCCGAAGGCGGGAUUGGCUUCGGUGCAAGGGGUCGACAUUGCCUCGUAUACGCAGUUCCUGCUGCUUUCCAAGAGAGGGGACUUGGCGUGGAACGCGAAGAGUGACAACGGCAAUUUCAAGACGUCUGUCGUGUUUGGGUUCAAGAACAGCUCGACCAAGGGCAUGCUGAACCGUGCGCUCGAGGUCUUCCUACGGUACGAACUUGAGCUGAUUAAAAUCGACAGUCGUCCAUGGGCCGGCCAGGCCCCCCAGCCGUAUCGCAGUGAGAUAGUCGCGGACUCGUGCAAAUACAAGUACCUCUUCUACGUGGAUUUACAGGGCCAUCUCACGGGUGCAAACAUGGCGGCUGCGAUUUGGCGGCUGAAAGAAAUCUGCUCGUUCGUGCGCAUCCUGGGGUCCUACGGGACGUCGCGGGGUGAGAAGGCCAUAAAGGUGGCGGGACUGUCGCUUGGGAGCACCCGCAUUGGGACUGGCACCAUUCGCACCAUGGACACCAAGUACCCGUUGAACCCUGUGUUCCAGAAGGUGACGGUUGCCAAGACAAUGUUGAUCCAUGGCCAGACCAAGCAGAUGGAGGCCGAUGGAAAGAAGGUGUGGUCGCUAUGCGUGGGUGAGCCUGACAAUAAUCCGCAUGAGCACGUGCUAGCUGCUGGUGCCAAGGCCUUGAUCGAGGGCAACGUCAAGUACUCGCACAUGAAAGGUCUCGUGGAGCUUCGCGGUCUCAUCUCGACGUACUUAGAGAAGGCCAAGGGUCUGAAGUAUGAUCCGGCCACGGAGGUGCUGGUAUCGAACGGCGCGCAGCAGUCGGUGUUUCAGGCUCUGUAUACCGUUUGCCUACCCGGUCAAAAGGUGAUCAUCCCGACACCGUACUGGAUUAAUUACCCGGAGAUCGUUAAGCUAGUGUACGCAGAACCCAUUCCGUUACGCACGCUGCUCGAGGAUGACUAUUUGAUCAACCCGGCAGAGCUGGAAAAGACGCUGAUGGCGCACCCGGAUACCAAGGCCAUCAUCCUAUGCAACCCAAGCAACCCGUCGGGCACGUUGCACGGCCCGGAUCAUUUGGAGAGAAUCGCGGCCGUAUUGCGCAAGCCUCAGUUCCGUCAUAUCGUCGUGGUGUCGGACGAGAUCUACGAGCAGUUGUUGUACCAAGACGAAGGCGUGCCAGAGCGAAAACACGUGAGCUUUGCCGCUCUGCCGGGUAUGUACGAGAGGACGCUGUUGGUGAACGGGUUCUCAAAGGCGCAUGCCAUGACCGGCUUACGUGUCGGCUACCUCGCGGCACCCAAGCAUUAUAUCGAUCCUUGUACACUGCUGCAGGCCCAGCUGACGUCGUGCCCAAAUACUGUAGGCCAGGUGGCUGCUGUCGAGGCACUCAAAAAGGAGCUGGAGUGUAUGGGGAAGGGUGAGCGUCGCAUUGCAGCGGUGAUGAAGAAUCUGGAUGUGAAGCGCCACUACAUCGUCAAGCGACUGACUGCCAUGCCCAACGUGCGCUUCGCCUACCCGACAUCAGCGUUCUAUGUGUUCUUGGACUUGUCGUCUUACUUCCAGGGCAAGAAGGUCGUCAUUGCGAACGAGCGUGUGUCCCUGGCGAGCGUCGAUGACUUCUGUGCGCACUUGUUGCAACAUUCGCAUAUUGCCGUUGUGCCUGGUUCGGAGUUUGGCGACGAGUUUGGCAUGCGCAUUUCAUACGCGAGCUCGAUGGAAGCGAUCGAACAUGCAAUGGACGGAAUGGAGCAGUUGCUCAAGUCGUUGACUUUUGUCAGCAGUGGAAGUGAUCCAUCGAUGCCAUGA
Hyaloperonospora brassicae is the source of this 2034-nucleotide messenger RNA. The record is from the annotation of a GenBank genome assembly. Lineage: Eukaryota; Oomycota; Peronosporomycetes; Peronosporales; Peronosporaceae.